This is a messenger RNA of Cynoglossus semilaevis (tongue sole), 6610 nucleotides long. Its product is annotated as centriolin-like. Lineage: Eukaryota; Metazoa; Chordata; Actinopteri; Pleuronectiformes; Cynoglossidae. The record is from RefSeq and is a predicted model, not a curated record. The transcript is spliced from 3 exons. The coding region runs from base 1149 to 5924 and encodes 1591 amino acids.
UCUGAUUUUAAAGCAGAAUUUAAUAGGACUAAUAUGAAGUGGUGUGGUUGCGUCUUGUUGCUAAUAUAAGCCUGGUUAAAAAGGCUUUUCUCAGUGAACAAAACGAGAGCAUUGGUUGAUAGAAUACAGCUUUUGCCUGAUCCAAUUUUUUUUAUUUGACACUGACAUGUAUUGGUAUUUGACACAAGUUAACAUUAAUUUCUGCUGUUGCCUAAUAGGCUGAAGCGUAAAAGGAGAAAGAUGAGGCAGAGGUCCAAGUAAGCCCUCAUCAGGACCAGCUGUCAGAGCGUCUCCAGGUGACUGGCACUCGAGGCUGAAGUGGAUGAAGUGACGCCAGCAUCGGCAGAAACAACCUGUGCUUGUAGAUGACUGCUCAUUUCACUGAGACAGCUGUGAAUGUCUGACCGACAGACAGGAACGACACUGGACAGAUCUAUCAACAUCUGAUAAUGGCAGCGGUUGUGUUCGUGGACCAUACUGCAUUUUAACCAACAACUGUCAUUGGAAAAUAAAACACUUAAAAAAACCAUCUUUGUCUGUUUGCUGUAAUUAUGUCAUGGUAUGUUUGCACAACUCAAGUAGCACAGCUUUGAAGAACAACUAAAACAUUGGGAUUAUUAUUGGCAGGUUGACCAUUACCAGGUUAUCAUUAGCUAAUACACAUGAAUGGUUUUAAUUACUAAUUAAGUUGGAACAAAACAAUCUGUGGGCUGUAUAUUGGGGUCAUCAAAGUUAGUACAUAAUUAUAUAUAAUCAGCUUUGAGACCUUGACACUACCUCAUCUGUCAUAACAACCUCACCUGUAACCAUACAAAAUCAAAGGAACUUCCCUUUGUUGUCAUCUGAUGUCAUGACUGUGCCUCUUCUUUGGUCUUUGUUGUUUUAUGGCAGUAUCAGGAGAAUAGGAAGUGAUGAGAAAAGUAGCAGGAAUAAAAAGAAACCGAUCGAUGAACUACUGCAUGUUUGAUUCUAAAAGUAGGCAGUAAUGUGACGUUGUGGGUGUCUACCACCGUUUAGUACUUUUACUGAAGGUGGCAUCCUAAAUGUUGCAUUACUGUCCAUUCUGUCUCAAUUCACAUUUGAGAAGAUUUUUUUUUUGUCAUGAAUAAAUCGAUAAUCAUCUCCAGCCGGCACAGCAGGAAAUAUUUAUGACAAAGUGUAGAAUAACAGAUAAAAAUACAACAUCCAAAAUGAACAGCAUGUUCAUGCGAAGAGUCGAUGUUUUCGAGGUCAGUGACAGUAGCCCUGAAGACUACAACGUCAGGGAAAUAACAGUCACUGACACCUCUUUAGGAUGCCUGAAGGAGGAGAAUUUACUCUUGAGGAAGAAAGAAUACAUUUUACGGAACAUGUCCAAACUUGAAGACCUGGAAAUACUGCAGAGAGAAAAUGAUGAUCUGUUAGACAGAGUAAAUCAACUGCAGCAUUCAGAGGACUUUUUGAAAUGUAGUAUAAAACAGAUUGAGAGUGCCCUUCUUCAAUACGAAAGUGAGAAUAUAGAUCUGUCUGCAAAGGAACGUGAACUUGAAAAUCUUUCAAAGGUGAAACAAAGAGAGAUCGAGAACCUGAGAGCACAGGUGGGUUAUCUCCGGUCUCAGGUAGACAAGGCUCACGAGGCGCUCACAGAUAAAGAUGAGGAAAUACAACAACGGGCAUCUCAAAAACAGGUGGAGCUCAAGACCCUGAAAAAGGAACUGAUAAGUCUCCAGAAACAUGAAGUCAACCUUAAUAAGGAGAACACACUGCUCACGGUCGAGCUGACUGAAGUGAAGAGUGUCUUACAGGAACUGUCCAAAGACAAUAAUGAACUCAAGGCAGCUGUGCAAGAUCUUCAGGACCAAGUGAUGAAAGAUCAGAAAAUUAUAACGGAGCAAAAUAUGGAAAUUUCCGACAAUCGACAAAUUAUGGAGGAGCGUUAUGAAAUAAUUAGUGAUUUGAAAAGGUCUCUUGCCGAUCUCAAGAGCCAGCAGGAGACGAGGCAGGAGGAGGAGAUGCUGACAUUACAGGCAGAACUACAUAGUAGUCUUGCUCAGGAGCAUGACGUGCUGCGGACUUCAUCGGAAGAAUCUCAGCAGCUGGAGGCUCAAAGAGAGAUUGAGAACCUGAGAGAGCAGGUAUGCUGUCUUCAGUCUCAAGUUGACAAGGCCCUCGAUGCCCUCACAUUUAAAGACAAGGAGAAAUCGGGUCUGUCGAGUCAGUCGGAGGCAGAAAUGAUUGGAUUUCAAAAUCAAGAGGAGGUUUUGUGUGAACAGAUAGUAAUGAUUACAGGCGAUCUUACUGAAGUCAAGACUGUCCUACAGAAACUGUACAAAGACAACAAUGACCUUAAAGUAGCUGUGCAAGAUUUUAAGAGCCACGUAAUGAAAUCUCUGGAAUUCAUAAUGCAGCAAACCAUUGUAAUUGCAGAGAAAUGGCAAAUUAUGGAGGAACGUUAUGAACUGAUCAAUGAUUUAAGAAAGUCACUGACUGAUCUGAAGAGUCAGCAGAUGUUGAAACAGGAAGAGAUGUUAAAGUCAUUAAAGGCAGAAAUACUGCAAAGUUGUGCACUGGACCAUCAGCAGUCGGAGGGUCCCAUCAAAGAAUCAAAUGAGCUGCAGGCUGAUGUAGAACAUCGUGAACAUCUGAAUGCUUUAGUCGGGCAGGAUAAAAAGGUGAAGGCUCACACUGAAGGGCUUAAGAAGUUUUUUGAUCCUCGUGAGCAAAACAGGCCAGUGGAAAUUUUUAGAAAAGAGCCUGAAAAGCAGGAGUCUAUUUUAGAGCAAUAUUCAGAGCUGGAGAUUUCCAAUCAAUGGCUAAAGGGUCUAGAAACCACCAUCAAAUUGCCUGAGGAGCUGAUAGAUACCUCAAAACUAACUAUGCAGCCGAUGGUUCUUUCAGAAAAAUAUACAGAACCAGGGGCCACCAUAGCAGAGCCAAACAAGCAAGCAGAUCUUUCAAAAAAGCCCCAAAAGCUUAAUGCUCAUGUGAAGUCCAAGAAGUUGAUAACUCAGGCAAAACAGUCUGAUAAACUGAGAACUUCUGCAGAGGAGCCCAGAAGGUGUGAGAUUAUUGCAAAGGUAGCUGAGGAACUGAAAACUCCUUUAAAGGCUGAAGUGAAUCGAUCAGAGAUGUUCACGGACCCAGCAGAUUCCCCAGAGAAGUCUCAGCACAUUAAAGUCCCUGCAAAGGUAUCCAAGAUAGAUUCUACAAAGGAGACUAAGGAGUCUGGAGGUUUUGUAAAGCAAUGUAAGAAAAGAAUGUCUACAACAGAGAAAGGAAAAAGGACAAGAUCAAGUCCCUCACCAAAAAAGAUGCCUGUAGGAAUUCCUGUAAGGACUUCUACAGAAGGGUCUAAUAUUCCAUUAGAUCCCAAGAAAGUUAUCAAAGGCCAUGUGGAUCCUCUUAAGGAGGUGGAGGUCACAACUGAAAAGCAAAUGGAUCCUAGAAUUACCUCAAAACAUUUUACAAAAUCAGUCUCUCCAGUGCAGAAAGGUUUACAGCUGCAGGUCACCUCUGAGAAAAAGACACCGCUGGUGAUUUCUGCAGAGAUUUCCAAACAAGGACCAAGGGAACAGCUGACGGCUCCCUCACUAGAACAUCAGAAAUGGAAGGCACAUGAAAAACAGCAUGAACAAUCCCAUGUGCUAAAGGUCUGUGAGGAUCCCACUCCAGAGAGGGCUGAGAACCUGAGGACACCCUUACUAGAACACUCGGAACUUCCCACAGAACAUUCUAUGAACUUUAAUAUACACCGAUCACCUGCUAAACAGAAUAAGAAACAAACUAUUGCACCAAAACAGCCUGAGAAUUUAAAUGUUCCACUACAGGCCAAGGUGGACGGUGCUGUAGAAAAGUUAGAAGAACUGGUGGAUCUAGCAAAUAACAAAGAGAAGUUUAAGGCUCUUGCAGAAGAAAAUAAGCCGAUAGAAAAAGGUAAAGGGCUUGAGCCGAGUGUAGGUAAAGCCAAGGCACUGGUAAAGCCCACAAAGAAAUCCCUGGAGUUUCACGGAGGGGUUCCUAAGCAGUACAAGAGCCCCUUGAGGGACUUCAGCAAGCUGGAGACUCACAUAGAUGGUGAAGAAAAAGUGGUAGGUCCUGCAGAAGAACUGAAGAAGUUAAAUCGCUUUGCUGAAGACUUAAAGCACCAGGUAAAACACCAGGAGCUUGAGAUUCCUUUAAAAGGAAGAACUGAGCUGGCAAACUCAACUGAAGAAUUUGAAAUUUCCCAAGGAGAGUCUGAGCAACUGAGGGCUCUUUCAGAAAACUCUGGCGAGAUGAACACUUCCACCGAGAGCCUAAUGAAGCUGCUGGAGGAGCAUAAGAAACCAGAUGAUUACGAAGACAGACAAAAGUGGCAAGGUAAACGUACAAAACAGAAUAAGCAGCCUGAGAAUAGCAUUAAGAAGACAGGAGAGUUAGAACCACCGACAGGAGGACCGGAGGAACUGAAGGGUCAGACAGACCUACUCAAGAAACUGGACGUACCUGCAGAAAGGCCUAAGCAACCAAAGUCUGAGGAGAUUGAAACCCAAAUCCUGGAUGUUACAAAAAGGCAAAAUGAGUUAGUCGACACCCUAGUAGAGAGUAGGCAGUUUAGAACUCUCAAAGAUUUGGAGCAGCUGAAAACGCCAGAGGAACCUAACGAUCCUGCCAAAAGAACCAAGGAAAAUGUUUCAGAUUCAUUUAAGGUAGAAAUACUUAUCAGUUAUCCACAAGAGCAUCAGCCACAAGGGGAAUCUAUCAAUGAGUCGAGGGAGGUGGAUCUACCCGGAAAACAUCAUAUAGAAUUAAAGACGCCUUUAAAAACAAACGAAAAGCUCGAGGACAUUGCAGAAAAGACUAAGCAUCAGAAAAGCACUGCAGAAGACUUCAAGGAGCCGAUGGAUACAGUCCAAGACCCCAUGGAGAGUCACAGAGAGGAGCCUGAGAAGGUCAAAGUUCAAGCAGAGAAGCAUAUGACUCUUGAUGUUCGAGUAGAGUGUCCCAAAGAUCAGGGGCAUUUUGCGAAGGAGCCUCAAAAGUCCAAGACUUUCAGACCAAAGCCUGGUCCACAGGUGGUCCUUGAAGAAGAGCUCGGAGAGUUUCUGGCUCCUGCUGGAGAAUUACAGUGGCUACCUCAGACGGAAAAGGCUCAUGAAGUGCUCCCACAUGUGGAAGUAGAAGCACGACGGUGGAACAAUGAAUCAAAGACGCAGGUCAGGACCUUGACUAAAACAAUGAUUGUUCCUCAGGAAUCUGAAGAGUUUCCAAAAGAGCAGGAUAACAGGCGAACAGCGGUGCUGACCGAAGUAAAGACUGUGUUUGUUCAGAAAAUAAACAAAGACAACAGUGGCAGAAAUGCAGGCCUCCAGGACCAAGUCAUAAAAGCUCGGGAAAUUAUAACUCAGCAAUAUAUCGAAAUUACUGAUGAGCAACAAAUUAGAGAGAAUGACCAUGAUCUAACGGGUGAUUUGAAGAAAUCACUACCUGAUCUUAAAAGACAAAAGGACAUUGACAAAGAGGAGACUCCAAGAUCAUUACAAACACUAAGACUAAAAAUUCAUGCACAAGAACGAAGGCCAGUGGAGGCACCAACGGGACAGCGUGUAGAGCUAGAGGCUCUGGUGGGAGAACCGGAGGAAGUGGAGUAUCCUGCGGAAGAUUAUCAACAACAAAGUCGUAAUACUGGAGAGUCGGAAGAUAUGGAGUCCUGUGCAGAUCAGGAGGCUGCAGACCAGGAGGCUACCUCCGUCUUUAGGGCUCCUUUCAACAUGCCUUGGUGGUGUCACUAUGCUAAAUGUGUGCUGAAAGUAGGAUUGCCUAUUUGUAGCAUCACAUUUGUGGCAAGACGAAUGGGAAAGUUACUUAUUCCUACAGCAUGCAUGCAAAUGGCUGCUGACCCCAGCUUUGCCCAAGUGCUGCAAGAUUUCCUCUGUCAGGCCCACCAAAUCCCCGUUCCCUUUUAAAUGAAAUGGCUACUUGCUAGGACUCAAGACACAAGUCCAGUCCACUCCUUUAUUUUCUGAAGGUUCUUCACACUUUGCUGAUGACAAAAUAAUUUCUGAGCGUUUAAACCAUGAGGGACACACCCUGAAUUAUGGACAAUGAAUAGAGAAGGAAAUAAAUAAUUUUGGGCUAUGGAUGAAAUGAAAUCCCUAAUGUAGGCAAACAUAAUAGACAACUACCAGCAUCCUCCACUGGAUCUGACAAUUAUCUACUUUGGUUUAAAUUAAUUGUAUAUUUUUCUAAUUUUUUUACUCAUAUUUAUUCUGUUAUACUAGAUAGUCACAUGUAAAUAAUAUGACACUGACUAUGAUUAAACUGAAUGUUUUCAGGUGAAAAUAUUUUGCUUGUCUCUGAAAUGACGUAGAAGUUUUUGAAGAAUGGAAACACAAGCAAAAGAAGUCAGCUUAAGAUUUAUUUAGUUAUCUUUGGCAGGGUUUUUGGUAGAAAGAGCAGAUCUUUAUGAUGCAAAGCUGACAUGUUCAAAUCGACCACGUGUGGGUUGUAAAGGUAACUGAAAACAACCAUAUCUUCUCCCACGUACUUGUAUGGGAAUGUUGAAGUGAAGGAUGUUCACAUACUAAGUAUGUAUGCAAAAGUUUCUGUUAACUGAAAUAAAAAAAUGUUGUUGUAAUACUGGUCCUAAUAA